Messenger RNA from Vigna unguiculata (cowpea), 733 nucleotides. RefSeq lists its product as uncharacterized. The record is from RefSeq and is a predicted model, not a curated record. NCBI's taxonomy places the organism in Eukaryota, Viridiplantae, Streptophyta, Magnoliopsida, Fabales, Fabaceae.
ACCUUGGAAUGCAAAAUCGCCAUUGCAUUUUCUGUGACAAGUUGCUUCCUGGUGCACUAUAAAUACAUGUUAACAGAAUCAAAAAAACUUAGAACUUUCCAUCGUUAUUAAUAGUUUCUCUCUAGAAAACACAUCUUGCAGAAACACAUUUUGCUCAAGUUCAAUACUAGAGAAUGUGUUUUCAAACCAUAAUAGCUAUGGUGCAUUACAACGGUCGAAUAAUCAACGACGAGCUUUUGUCAUCGCGAUUUGUGAGCCAAGUUUCACGAUAUCUCGAAAUCAAUAACUUCAUGACAGUAACGGCUCUCAAACAAACCAUUCUUAAUUUGUUCAUUGCGGCCAACGGAAAAUCAUACACCGUUGAUUUGUGUUACCGUUGUCCGGUGAAAACAAAUGAAUUAAAAAUUUGUUAUCGUACUGUGAUGAUCGAGGAUGACGAGGAUGUAAAAUUCGUGAUUGGUUAUGCCAAAAAAUACGAACCUCACGUACACUUUGAGGUCAUGGCAUUCAUCCGAGAAUACAUCGAAAUAUCAAGUGAUGUCAUUUGGGAGCACUUGGAUAAACAGUUAAAUGAUUCGUUAAAUAUCGAAAAAACUCAGUCAGAAAGGGGUUCUGGUAUAUGAGAUGAUCGAGAUCAAUGCAUCAGCGCGUACCGGUUUUACCUGCUACAAAUAGCUGAUGAACUCAGUUGUUAUAUAUGUAUAAAUUAAUAUAUCAAUAAAAAUAUUUCUUU